This is a messenger RNA of Histoplasma mississippiense, 1152 nucleotides long. RefSeq names its product mitochondrial phosphate carrier protein 2. The coding region runs from base 1 to 1152 and encodes 383 amino acids. NCBI's taxonomy places the organism in Eukaryota, Fungi, Ascomycota, Eurotiomycetes, Onygenales, Ajellomycetaceae. The transcript has 6 exons. The record is from RefSeq and is a predicted model, not a curated record. Gene Ontology annotation, biological process: mitochondrial phosphate ion transmembrane transport. Gene Ontology annotation, cellular component: mitochondrial inner membrane. Gene Ontology annotation, molecular function: phosphate transmembrane transporter activity.
AUGCCUUCCAUAUUUCCCAAGCAAGACACCCUUGCCAGCACCUUUGGCACAAAACAUCCACUGUUUGGCUCCCAUGGAGAGGCGCAGAUGCCAACUGCCAAUCCGAUGGAUAGGCCUUUGUUCCCAGCAUGGAGUGCCAUUGAUGAUGUCAAGCAUAAGGCAGAGGCCGUGGGCAAAUCGGCCACCAAAGAAUUCGACAAGGCUAGCGCAAAGGUCCAGUCAAAAACGGGUCACAUCGAAAUGCACAGCGCGAAGUAUUACGCUUCGUGUACCUUUGGAGGUUUACUGGCUUGCGGCGUUACACAUACUUUUGUCACUCCUCUGGACUUGGUGAAAUGCCGUCGCCAAGUUGAUCCCAAUAUGUAUAAGGGUAAUUUCGAGGCUUGGGGGAAGAUUGGCCGAGCAGAAGGCGUGCGCGGCAUCUUCACUGGCUGGAGUCCCACUUUCUUCGGAUAUUCCGCUCAAGGCGCGUUCAAAUACGGUGGAUAUGAAUUCUUCAAGAAAUUCUACAGUGACCUUCUAGGAGAGGAAAAAGCUGUCCGCUGGAGGACAUCAGUAUAUUUGACUGCCAGCGCUUCUGCAGAAUUCCUAGCAGAUAUUGCACUUUGUCCAUUCGAAGCUGUAAAAGUGCGAAUGCAGACGACAAUCCCACCGUUUGCAACCGGAACCUUUUCCGCAAUUUCUCACGUCACCGCAAAGGAAGGCGUUGGAGGACUGUUUAAGGGGCUAUAUCCACUUUGGGGGCGUCAAAUUCCUUACACCAUGAUGAAAUUCGCUUCCUUCGAAACGAUCGUGGAAAUGAUUUAUAACCGUCUUCCAGGACAGAAGUCCGACUACAACAAAGGUGCACAAACAACCGUCGCGUUUACUGGUGGCUACUUGGCUGGUAUUCUCUGCGCUAUUGUGUCGCACCCAGCAGACGUCAUGGUCAGCAAACUGAACGCCAAUCGCUUGCCCGGUGAAGCGUUCGGCGCAGCUAUGGGCCGAAUCUACAAGGAUAUUGGAUUUGUGGGCCUUUGGAACGGCCUACCGGUUAGAAUUGUCAUGAUUGGCACAUUGACCGGUCUCCAAUGGAUGAUUUACGACUCCUUCAAGAUUUUCAUGGGGCUGCCAACAACUGGUGGGCCAGCUCAAGCGAAACAAACCAACUAG